Molecule: messenger RNA, 2869 nt
Organism: Plutella xylostella (diamondback moth)
Lineage: Eukaryota; Metazoa; Arthropoda; Insecta; Lepidoptera; Plutellidae
Product: actin depolymerizing venom protein gelsolin 1
Biological process (GO): actin polymerization or depolymerization; actin filament severing; barbed-end actin filament capping
Cellular component (GO): cytoplasm; actin cytoskeleton
Molecular function (GO): actin filament binding; phosphatidylinositol-4,5-bisphosphate binding
Source: RefSeq, a predicted model, not a curated record
UUGUCUUGACAUAUGACCGUUAAAUUGACUCAGUAGAUAUUGACAGGCGACGCCAACUGCCGGCUUCUGUUCUUAAUUUGAAAUUUUAGAUGAAAAUAUUGAAUAGUUUGUGUUGUGUAUAAGUUGCCAGUGUUAUUAAUAAAAUAAGCUGCGAUCAUGAAGCUGCUCCUACUGGCCGCGUUGGUGGGCUGCGCGUGCGCACGCACCGCGACCCGCCAGCCUGGGGUGCAGGCGCACAUCACCUCGCUCACUGAUAAGGACGCGCGAGCUAAAGCCAUGGCGCACCCGGCAUUCGCCAACGCAGGCCGACAGGCGGGCGUGGAGCUGUGGAGGAUCGAGAACUUCGAGCCUGUUCCAGUACCCGCAAAAGACCACGGCAAGUUCUACAAAGGGGAUUCUUACAUUAUUUUGAAGACGUCAGCCGACAAGAAGAACAACCUAUCCUGGGACAUCCACUACUGGCUGGGCAGCCAGACUUCCCAGGACGAGGCUGGCGCGGCGGCCAUCUUGACUGUCGGGCUGGAUGAUAAGUUCGGAGGCGCCGCGGUUCAGCAUAGAGAGACUGAAGGGCAUGAGAGUCAGCAGUUCUUGGGCUACUUCCAGUCAACCAUCAGAUACCUGGACGGCGGGCACGCGUCAGGGUUCACGCACGUGAGCACCAACGCGGGCGCCAGCAAGAGACUCUUCCAGAUCAAGGGCAAGAAGAACAUCCGCGUCAGACAGGUGGACCCGCUGAUCUCGUCCAUGAACAAGGGCGACUGCUUCAUCCUGGACCUCGACCAGGACAUCUUCGUGUACGUCGGUGAGAAGACCAGGAACGUAGAGAAACUGAAGGCCAUAUCUGUCGCCAACCAGAUCAGAGACCAGGACCACAAUGGACGCGGGAAGGUGGAUAUUGUUGACCAGUACUCGAGUCAGGCGGACGUGGAGCGCUUCUUCACGGCGCUCGGCUCCGGCAGCCGCGACAGCGUGCCUGAGGACAGCGCGGGAGGAGACGACCAGGCUUUCGAGCGCAACGAAGAGCAGACGGUGACCCUGUCUGAGAUCUCCGACAGCAGCGGCAAGCUGAAGAUCACGCCGCUGAAGAAGCCAUACACGCAGGAGCAGCUGAAGCCUCAGGAAUGCUACAUCCUGGAUACAGUCAGUGGCAGCAUCUAUGUGUGGGUGGGCAAGCAGUCUACUGACAGGGAGAAGACCGAGGCGAUGGCUAAAGCUGAACAAUACCUUACUGCGAAGAAGUAUCCUGCUUGGGUGCAUGUAUCCCGAGUCCCGCAGGGCACGGAGCCGGCCGCCUUCAAGCAGUACUUCACAACCUGGCGUGAUGUCGGCAUGAGACACUCCAGGAUUGUGCGCUCUCUUAGCGAUGAAGAGUACUACAACAGCGACGACGAGGUGUCUGCUCGACGUGCACAGAUCGUGGGUCGCACGGGAGCAGCCCGAGCGUUCAUGCCUGACGAGGGUACCGGCAAAUACACUGUCUAUGGAAUCGAACCCACAACCAACAAGCUGGAAGCCGACUCGUCCAAUCAGGGCAAGCUGUACCAGGGCGACGCGUACGUCAUCAAGUACACGUACGACAAGGAUGGCGCUAAGAACUACGUCAUUUACUACUGGGUGGGCAAAGACGCAUCCAAGCAAGAUGAGUCAGCCGCUGCCACCAGCGCUGAAAUACUGCACUCACGCAUAACCGACGCUCCGGCAGUCCUGGUGAAGGUGCCCCAAGGGGAGGAGCCCAAACAUUUCCUCAAGAUGUUCAAGGGCGAGCUGGUGACACUAUUCGGAAAGCAAUCGAAGGAAACCGCUGACAGCAUCAGACUAUUCCAACGCGACGGAGAGCUUUUGUCACGUCUUAAACGCCCCGUACUAGCCCUUCUGAUGAUGCUCAUGAUAAUGACUAUCCAGAUCCACGGCAACGAGUACGGAGUGGACACGCGCGCUCAGGAGGUGCCUCUCACGGCUGACAGCUUCCGGGCUGAUGACGUGUUCCUGCUGAAGGCUCCGGGACAGAGGUCCGGGGUGUGGAUUGGAAAGGAGUCCAACGCCUCCGAGCGCUCCAUGAUCGAGUCGUUUGCCGAAGCCAUCAUCGGGAGAGGAGCCGAGUACGAGCGCAUCCACCAGGGAUCAGAGCCUGCGCACUUCAAGGACCAUCUGGGCGGUGAAGACAUAGAGCCGUCCACAACCCAGGCCUGGCGCGACCGGCUGGCGCGUCGUCUCGGAGCCACGCCGUCGCUGUACGAAGUCACUGUGGACUCUCGCAACGUGUUCACGUUUGAUGAGCAGCCUAACUAUCAGCAAGUGUUCCUACAGCCUGAUGAAGUGAACCUGCUGGACACGGGAGACGAGGUCUACGUGUGGAUCGGAGACGAGGCUGAGCCCAGGCUGGCCAAGAACUCACUCAGGAUCAUUGAGUCGUACUUCAAGAAGGCGGGUCACGCGCGGGUGGCCAUCGUGAUCAAGCAGGGCGCCGAGCCUGAAGCCUUCACUAGGCUGUUCGACUCCUGGGACCCCAACAUGUGGAUUAAACAAAACAACUAUGAAGUAGAAAAGGAGAAAAUGCUUCGGGAGAACUUUAUCGACACCGACUAGAUAUAAAAUUAUAACGCACAAACUAAGUAACGACUGCUAUGGUAUGGCACGUUUAUCUACGUAAAUAGUUGAACGUUAGUUUGAGUUUAUCCAUGUAGAUAAAGAUGUCAUGCCGUGGGCAUUACAGAUAUCUAAAGUGUUAAAUAAUUAACAAUGUCUAUUAUGUUUUUUUUUAUACUUAAGCUUUAAUUAAUUCCGAAAAUAAGUACGCACAUGAGCACAAAAUAUUUAUAAUGUAGAAAUUAUAUGAAUUUGUUGCAUUAAACUGUUUUCUAUUCUUUUA